AUGAAUAUUAUAUAUUUGCAGCAGCAUCGUGCUGUUCUGUGUUCCCAGAUUCUGUUUCCUGAAGCUUGCUACCAGGCACCACUGAGUACUGUUGGUUGGUUGCUGGCAGGUAUCGGGGUGCCUGUUAUGGCUGUUGGAGGGGCUUCUGGUGUUAUCACAGUUUGGCAUCUUGAAGACAAGACACUGAGCACUGUGAUCCAUGCAGCUCACGAUGGCCCUGUGGUGAGCCUGUUCUUCUUUCCUGCAACUCCCAUACUGAUGAGCUCAUCGGCAGACAACUCCAUCAAACAGUGGAUCUUUGACAAUGUUGAUGGCUCAGCAAGGCUCCUCAAAUAUCGGUGUGGCCACAGAGCACCGCCGAAUUGCAUCAAGUUUUAUGGACAGGGGUACAGGGUUCUGUCUUGUGGGCAAGAUCGAGCUUUCUGGAUGUUCUCAACAAAUCAGGCGCAGCAGAGCCGAGAACUGUCCCAAGGCCACACAGCUCGCAAGGCCAAGAAGAGGAAGGUGCAUGAGGAGCAAGUCAAACUGAGCAGAGUGACCCAUCUAGAUGCAUGUGAGGUCCGUGAGCGCGACUGGGCUAAUGGAAUCACAGCACACGAAGGGGACUGGAGGGCAUACACCUGGAGGCUGAAGGACUUCACUAUAGGUGAACAUGCCCUGGAGCCCCCUUCCAGGCAUGGUGGGAGGAGUUUGAGGCCAUCCCCUGUGACGUGUGUGCAUUUGAGUGAAUGCGGCAAUUUUGGCUUUGUUGGGAGUGCGAACGGGAGGCUGCACAGAUUCAAUAUGCAGUCAGGGCUGCAUCGAGGGGAGUACAAACGACGGAAGGAUGAUGCAGGUUUGCCUGCGCACGAUGGAGCAGUCACGGGCGUGGCAACUGACAGCUGCAACCGAAGCGUCGUCUCAACCAGCUACGACGGCUGGCUCAGGAUCUGGAGCUUCCCGUCACAGGUGCUGCGAGCACAGGUCCACACAGGCUGCCCUGUCUCGCAUCUUCUGCUCCAUCCAGGGACCUCCAUGUGCCCCCUGGUUGGCGACGACCUCACCAUACGGGUUUACGAUGCAGAGGCUGCCAGGCUGGUCAGGAAGUUUAGAGGGCACACGGAUCGCAUCACGGCGCUAGAGAUGAGCUCUGAUGGGCGGUGGCUGCUCAGCGCGGCGAUGGAUGGGAGUGUGAGAGUGUGGGAUGUGCCUGCUGGCCAAGUUCUGCAGGUCAUGCAGCUUGGGUCUGCGGUCACGUCCCUGAGUCUCUCCCCGGCAAUGGACAUUCUUGCCACGACGCAUGUGAAUCGGCGGGGCAUUUACCUGUGGUCCAAUCAACUCGUUUUCGGCACAGGAGCAUCUGUGGUCCCCUCUGAAGAGCCCAUCGACGUCCUGCUUCCCGCCUCGUUUGCUGGGGAAGGGAAUGUGCAGCCUGAUGACCUUCCGACUGUUGAGGGGCAUCGCCUGGAGGGACCUGGCACACCUGACAAGCCAAGGAUCCUUUCUGCCUCUAGCCAGCGGGCUUGUCACCCUGUCGAUGCUGCCACGCUCGAAGUGGCACGACCUGGCGCACCUGGACGUGAUACAGGCGAGGAACAAGCCCAUCCAGCCACCCGAGAAGCCGGAGGCCGCUCCCUUCUUCCUUCCCUCCCUUGCGGGGUCAUCCAGCAAUCCAAUAUUUGA
Molecule: messenger RNA, 1662 nt
Organism: Ostreobium quekettii
Lineage: Eukaryota; Viridiplantae; Chlorophyta; Ulvophyceae; Bryopsidales; Ostreobiaceae
Source: the annotation of a GenBank genome assembly